UAUUUUGAAGAGACAACACCGGACGUGUUGUUUACCGUCAGCGCCGGUUGACGCCUGGGCCCAGUCAAAACAAUGCAGCUUAUCGGGCCUGCAGCGUCCAGCUAGUUUUAUACUUACAGUUAUUAACCGUAAACCUUGAAACGCUGUGAAAAUCACCGCCUGGUGUUUCACUUUAUUUACGGUUCAGUCGCGUCGUUCCCGCGGUCCGUGUCGCCCGGAGCCGUUUCUCUUGUUUACGCUUCUCCCGCGGGUGUUUGUGUUUUGUUCUCGGUGACGGUUGGAAAUGGAGGCGGCUAACGGGCGUCUGCUGCGAGGAGCCCGGAGCACGGCGGAGGGGAGCGGCUGAAAAACACCAAGAAAAAGAUAAACAACAAAACGAGAGGGAGGGUGAAAACGGGGCGGGAGUUGACAUUGAUUAGAAAAGGCGGAUUGAUUAACCAGGUCUGGUUAGCAUGGUGGAGUAGGCAUCUCCGGUGUUAACGCUACCGGGCUCCUCCGACCGAUCGACCGACCGACGGGCGGCUCGCUCUCACCGCGGAGGAUCACCAUGGCCCCGGGCUCGCUGGUGGCGGCCUGCCGCAGCUUGGCCCUCUCUACGUGGCUGCUCUCCUUCUGCUUCGUCCACCUGCUGUGCCUGGACUUCACCGUGGCCGAGCGGGAGGAGUGGUACACCGCCUUCGUCAACAUCACCUACGUGGACCCGGCCACCUCGGAGCUCCGCACCGAGAAGACGGAGUGCGGUCGCUACGGGGAGCACUCCCCGAAGCGGGACGCCAAGGGGGUGGUGGUCCUGCCCGCAGCCCCGCACGAUCGCCAGGCCUGCGACCCCAGCACCCGGUUCGCGGUGCCCGCACAGGCCGGGGCCUGGGUGGCGCUCAUAGCCCGGGGCAACUGCACCUACAAGGACAAGAUCCGCCACGCAGCGAGCCACAACGCCUCGGCCGUGGUCAUCUUUAACGUGGGGUCCACCAACGCUAACGACACCAUCACGAUGCCCCAUCCAGGUACAGGUGAGGUGAUCGCCAUCAUGAUCCCGGAGCCGAAAGGCCGCGAGGUCGCGUCGCUGCUGGAGCGCAACGUGACGGUCACCAUGACGAUCACCAUCGGGACGAGGAACCUGCAGAAGUACGUCAGCAGGACGUCGGUGGUGUUCGUCUCCAUCUCCUUCAUCGUGCUGAUGAUCAUCUCCCUUGCCUGGCUCGUCUUCUACUACAUCCAGAGGUUCAGAUACGCCAACGCUCGAGACCGGAACCAGCGUCGUCUUGGCGACGCGGCGAAGAAGGCCAUCAGUAAACUGCAGGUUCGCACCAUCAGGAAGGGCGACCAGGAGACGGAGGCCGACUUCGACAACUGUGCCGUCUGCAUCGAGGGCUACAAGGCCAACGACGUGGUGCGCAUACUUCCCUGCAGACAUUUGUUCCACAAGAGCUGUGUGGAUCCGUGGCUGCUGGAUCAUCGCACAUGUCCGAUGUGCAAGAUGAACAUCCUGAAAGCCCUGGGCAUCGCUCUGAAUGCAGAUUGCCUGGACGACCUGCCGCUGGACUACGACCUGGCCCUGGGCGGCGUGGGUGGGGUCGGUGUGGGCGGGGUAGGUGGAGUCGGGGCCCUGGCCCUUGAGGCCGUGGUGUCCGGGGCCUCCAGUGACGGUACGCUGAGCGAGGGCGGCUCCUCGGUGGUGCUGGACCCCGGCGUACGGCGGGUCGGACUCCCGCAGGACUACCAGGACCCCGACACCCUGAGAGACAGCCCAGUGACGGCCACCACCGACACACACACAGGUGAGCUUCAGCCAAUGGCGAGCAGCGCCUCGGUGGCGUCAUUGGUCAUUGCCGUGGAAACAGGUCUAUCAGAUGAGGAGGGGUCUAUGGAGCAGUCUCAGCUGGGGGAAAAAUCCUGAGAGGAGCACAACAGAACCAAACCAGGAACCGGGCCAAACAGACUCCGAUCAGGUUCAGAUUUUUAACCAGACUUCAGUGGACCUGAAAUCACAUCUGAGCCAAACCCGACUGCACUAGACUAAGUACGACCCGAGCUAGCCCCAGGCCCUGGUUCUGGUUUAGACUGGUUCCAAGUGGAAGCUAAACCCAGAACCAGCACCAGGGUCUGACUGGGUUUUUUCCUCUUUGAACAAAUCUUUGCUAAACCGAACCAACUUGUCUGGACCACAGCUGGACUCGAGCCUAGCUAGAACCAGGGGAUGGGUUUUUACAUAGUUGAAUUAACGUGUCUGGACUCAAAGACAACUCACCGACUCGGUCUGGAUUCAUCUCUGGAUUCUUCCCGGACACUCGGUGAGGUCCGACCCAGGACCUAACACGGUUGUUGUCCAGUUCCUUGGUCGAACCCUCAGCAGAUGUUUCUCCAAGGUUAAACUGGGAUUAAAGUCAGUCUUACCUGUCCGUCGUCUGUCCGUGCAGAUGUCUGAACCAACCCACAUCUGCCUCAGUUCAUGCUGCGUGUAGAAUUAGACGAUCCAGAUCAGUUCCUCUGCCUCGAACAUCUGUGAAUAAUCCUGGCGAUGGAAAGUUAAAUACGAAUCGACUCCUGACUUGAAGGACCUUCGGCGCGCAGACGGGAUUCAAACAGACGACCUGACAAAACCCAAGAAACACGAGGUCGAUCAAACUCACCGCGGAGCUCGUGUGAACAGGGACCUGAGAAAGUCGGCUGCCAGAACAGGAAACGCUCAAUAUUCUUCUUCAUCAGCUAAUCUGGAGGCCCUUGAUGAAUGCAUGAGAGAUCCAGGGGAGAUCUAGACUUUCGUAUUUCUACCUGUUCUUCAGUAAGGAGUUCUCCCGUCUCGGAGUAUUCAGUCACCUGGUUCUUCCAGGUGGAGCGGCACAACAACGACACAACCAUUGACGGACAAUGACGCAGUUAUCGGGGCUGCUGGCUUCCUGUAAGAUUUGGUCUUUUUGGUUAAUUUAGCUCAUUUUGAUUUGCCUGCCAACGCGCCAGGCUCUGUUUCUUGAUGUGUGAUGGCUGACUCAUUUUGGAAGGAAGUCUUAUUUUGAAAGGACACACCAGCUACUCUGAGCAGUGGAUUCAGCUUUUGUUUUUUUUUUGUUUUUGUUUUGCUUUAACAGUGGACUCAUCCUGGCAGUAUUACAGCUACAGUAUUGAACAGCAACUACACACAGUAUUUUAUUUUCUCUCUCUCUCUCUUUUUUGCCUGUCUGUAUAUUUCUAGGCCUCUUUAUCUUUACAGUAUUUGGUUUGGACGCUUUCUUUCCUCGACUGUGGCUCCAAACAGGGUUCCUAUAACGUGAGAAAACCAGGUGACACUUUCCAGGGCUGUACAGAAAACGACGAGGUGUGAGGAACGUUGAAGACACGUUGACGAUCUGCAGCUUGGUUUUUCAGAAUGUACAAACCUUUCAGGGAAACGGUCACGAGAGAAAUGGCGCCACUAUAGAGGAGAGUUUUCAGCUGCACCAUCACCUCUUUAGAUAGUUUGUCCGUGUAUAUGGUUAAAGAAAACAUCUGUAACGCCGGGCAGACACUGUAUCUUGUUGACUCAUACUACACAUUAUAAGACAAGUUCACACUAAGCAUGGACUCACACAUUUUCUCAUAUUCAAACGAAAGUUCACGUCCUCAACAACGUUGACAAACCGAGACGAACGCAGCGUUACUUUUGUGCAAAACUGCUAUGAACGAAAGACGCAGAUCUCACACCAGCCGUGAUGCUGACGUUCGGUCUCGUGUAAUAACCACUCAUGACUCGGACCACACCUGUAGAGUUUCAUGACUGCACCUUGCACAGUGAGGAUUAUCACGGUUACACAGUAAGUCCACAGACAUAAACACUGCCAAAGUGCUCACAUCUAGCAUUGGGCCCGAUUCUAAAUUGGGCGGGACCAGUUCACGGGUCAACUCGGGCUGAACCUGUAUAGUGUCUGCCUGGCUUAGGUUGUAAGAUACAGACUUUCCUCGUCAGUCUUCCGUCUCUCCUGCGGUGUAACGUUCGGCAAGCGUUGUCCGAACUCCCUGUGACAGUCCUCUGUUCAAACGCCACGUAGGAACCCUGAAUAUAGUGUUGCCUUGUUUCGUUGUGUCUCUGUCCAUCCAUCUGUGCGUCUGCCUGACCACACGUGUCUCCUAGCAUGGCCUCAUGCUGCCUUUUGAAAAACACAUUGACCUUUAACCCCGACAAUCAAGGAUCGGAUCGUUUCACUCUCUUCAACCCUGCGGUCUACACUACAGUAGGUGUAGCUGCCAUCACAUUUCCAGAGGUCACAUAGACGUUAAGUUUCAGAGCUGUAGACGGACGAGAGCUUAGCGAAGAAUCCCUCCCUGCUUUAGUGAGAACCGCUCACUCCUGAUGUGUGCAACAGCUCAAAGCCAAACGUGUAAAUAUAAAAUGUACACAGUUUCACUACGCCACGUGGCGUUGCUGUCGGUUUGCCGAACCGCUGUGCAGACUGCGUAAGGCUUCGGUUGUGGCGUGGUGUCGCCGGUGCCGUGAGCUUCCUGAAACAGAGAGAGAUAAAGAUUGUCGUCUAUUUUGAUACCAGAGGAGACGUUUAUUUUUGUAAUGAAGACACCCAGCAGCAAAGACUGAUUCCCUUCCCAUCCCUUCAUUACCCAUGGCCCGAUGAUACUCAAUGGGAUUAUUGAUCAGACAGAUUUAAGUGUUGAUUAUUUGUGUAAUUGUACAUACAUACAGUACGUAACGGACCUUGGUAAUAUGAAACUAUACGCCCGUAAGUUUGUCAGUAAACGUUUGGGAUCUGUCGAUGUAGCCUGACGAAAACCUGAGAGAACUGAGUCUGAUCAUCAGCUGGACGACCAGUUCUGUGCUCAUUAUGCUUUUCAUUUUUUCCCGCCCUCCAAAGUCUGGUGUAAAAAAAAAAAAGAAAGAAAAAAAGAUACGAGUUUCAUUGCAGGAAUAAGUUUAAAGAACACUUUACCAAUCCAACAGUCGGUUACACAAGUGUUGCGUCCACUAUUCAACACUUUAUAUAAAUAACUAUAUAACACAAAAUCAAACCGGUUCAGUUCCCGGUCGUUACCGUGCUGGUGUUUCCUCUCCGACCGUCAGAAACCAGAAAGACUUUUAGUAUUUUUUUUAAAGGUUCUUCCUACUUUGCUUCCUUCCUCCUCACGGUUCAGUUUCAGGUUCAGUCAGUUACCAAGUAUUUAACAAACACUAAUUAAACACCUGUCAAAUACUGGAGAGCUUCUUUGCUGUAAUAUAUGAAGAUGAUGAAUUUGUUUGCCUUGUCUCGGCCAAGUUUCAGUGAAUAAUGUUUUAAUUAAAGUCACAUCUUUUGUGUCGUAAGCUUUAUUUUCAAUUAAUUUAGUUGAAUUUCAUGUUAUUUUCACUUUUGCACUCUUUUUUUUUUUUUUUUUUUUUUACGUGAAAGUGAACUUCACUCAACCCUCCUCUGCAUCCAGUUGUUUUAUUAGUAAAGACUGAAGCUGCUGUGUCAUGCUGCUGUCCCUUAGGGUCGGGUAUCAAACCUCAAAUCCUGCUUUAUUACCACCUGAAAUGUGACAAAAACAUCUGGUCAAAUUCAUCAUUUCCUGUUCUCACUCUUUGAUCCAAUGGUUUUCUGAUUGACGUUAAACAUUUUGCCAACAUGCCGCUCUUUUGUUUCUGUACGCCAUCUUGUUUAGACUUGUUUCUGUAAUGUGAGAAAAAGGCAUUGAUUCGUUUUGGUAACGAAAAAACUGAAUGAAUGAUACCCAGCCCUCAUACGCCAUUAAUACAGACCUUUGCCAAGUUAAGUAUUUCUUCCAUCAAGAUCUAAUGAAGAGUGUGGUUUAAGAAACACGGUCAUCUUCAAAUCCAAGUAGAAAACUCCGAAAAUAUGAACGUGUGUAAUUUAAUUUCAUCACGAGGCUGAAAAAUUGUUCAUGACACUAAUUUAUCGGAUCAGUGCGACAAUCAAGUUUAGACUUGACAGAUAACUUUUGUCUGAUCUCAGAGCAAACUGCAUUCACGAAGAAAACCUUCCAUAACUAUUAAAUUAUGGCUUUCAUAUCUUGUGAAUUUGAUAGGCACUACAUAAUUACCUAGCUUCAUUAUAAUGUUGUAACUGUGGCCUACAAUAUUUGUAAUUAAGCUCACGAUAUGUAAGGCUUAAUACAGCUGUUAAAAGGUUUGAGAUAGAUUACGGAUUCUCCUUCAUAUAACUGACAUAAUGGCUCAUAAGUACGAGAUGUUCAGAUUUAUCACGUAUGAAGUCAUAAUUCUCUUUUUGCAAUCGCCUUAAAUUGAUUUUGUACAUCAGCUUGUCAGAUGUUGGGACCUUCAUGUCACUGCCAGUAAUGACGUCUGAUUGGUUCUUUGUUCUCCUCCCCUCCCUAUUGGCUGUUUUCUGAUUGGUUGCUCAGCCCCUUUUGUUGAUGCACUUUAAUACUGUUUCUCUGGAAGGUUCUUGGUAAAGUCUUCUUGUCUCCCCCUCCAUGUCUUUUCUAUCACUCUUCACUGUCAUUUUUUAUUUUGUUUCUCUUUCUGCUUUAUUUCUCUCAAGAUUUCUAUGUUGGAAAUGUUUUGUGAGAAGGUGCUGAGACCUUUGUGUAUUAAAAAAUGGAUCAGCCCUGCUUGAACUACAAAUCACAUAUUUGUAAACCGACUGCCUUUUUGCCAUAUAUUGUAAUUUUGUGUCGUAGUUUCUGAUCGUUUUCCUGAGCCGUGUGAUCCCAUUGGGAUUGAGAUAUUUACCCUAAAUAUCUGACUCUUAAAGCAGCGUCAGUGUUGAACAUUCAAACUUAAGGAUUUUUAGUCAUCGCGUUAGCAUUUAGUCACGGCUAUAGAAGAAGGAAUCGGAGAAAUUAAAGGGAAAGCAGAACGAAAGACAAAACUUUCAGACCCUUCCAGAGAGACGGCGAGAGUCGUAGGAUGAUCAGAUGAGUUUGUAGCCACGGUAACCCCUCGGCUGCCAUGACAACAGGGUGUGAUGUGGUGUCGUGUGUGUUUCUACAAUAUUAAUUGUUUUCAGAACGUCUGUCUGUGCGAUUGUCCUGUGCACGCCAACACAAAAUACACACACCCACAUACAUACGUGUAAAUACAAGGCGGUGUGAUGCCAUGUUGUUUCUGUGUUUCAGUUGUUGCACGUGUUCUGAUUCAGGACAGAAUUUAAAUAAAAUUUUAUUGCAAGUUUUUGUUUUUAUUCCA
Messenger RNA from Seriola aureovittata, 7129 nucleotides. RefSeq names its product ring finger protein 150b (gene rnf150b). Bases 548 to 1897 code for a protein of 449 amino acids. The transcript is spliced from 6 exons. NCBI's taxonomy places the organism in Eukaryota, Metazoa, Chordata, Actinopteri, Carangiformes, Carangidae. The record is from RefSeq and is a predicted model, not a curated record.